GAUGCGUCUGCACGAAGGUGGAAAAGAAAUAGGGUGUGUGUACUGCGACGAACCGAACGUGACAAGGUACAACACUGACUUCCCUUUGAGAAAAGCAAUGAGAACAGCGUUUAGGUAUAUGAGUGAGUGCAAGGAGUGCAGAAGGAGGAGGAUGGUGACGGUGAUGAGGACUUUUGCAGCGGCGCACUUUGAGAAUGGGUAUUGGAACACCGGAGGGUACUGCAAUAGGACAGGUCCGAUGAGUGAGGGAGAGGUGGAUUUUGGGAAGUUUGAAUGGGAAGUGAGGAAUGUUCAGAUGGAGGAGUUUGAGAGAGGAAGGAAAAAUGGUGGUAGGUUUGAGGUGGUGGAUGUUUCAAGAGCCAUGCUUAUGAGAGCAGAUGGUCAUCCUGGAGAGCAUUGGGGGAACAAAUGGAUGAAGGGUUACAAUGAUUGCACUCACUGGUGCAUGCCUGGCCCUGUUGAUAUGUGGAGUGAGUUGCUUCUUGCUGUGCUCAGAAAACCUUCUGCUUUUCAUCUUAAUUCUGUUUAGUUCAAACUUUUACAUACACAAAACAUAGAUUUUGUUUUAGAGGUUCUUUUCUUUUUGGUAUACAAUAAUGACGGUAGUGUAGUUCUCAAAUCUGGUUGAAGUUGCAGCGAUUUUGAUUGUGGAAGCUAGCUGUUAGCAGAGGAUAUACAGACUGGGCUAAUUAAUUUCUAUG
This is a messenger RNA of Vigna umbellata (rice bean), 701 nucleotides long. Lineage: Eukaryota; Viridiplantae; Streptophyta; Magnoliopsida; Fabales; Fabaceae. The record is from RefSeq and is a predicted model, not a curated record.